AGGUUGAUAGCAUGACCAGGCACAAGGAGAGCAUGAAGGAGCGAGCCACUACCUAUGGCCAGUGCAGACUGGCUCAAUAAAACAGCUACAGAAUUCAUCUUACUGGGAUUUGGGGAUCUCCCUGAGCUGCAAAUUCUUCUCUUUCUUCUUUUUUCAGUGAUCUACAUUGUGACCAUGGUAGGGAACAUCCUAAUCAUUGCACUCAUUGCAACUGAUCAGCACCUGCACACCCCCAUGUACUUCUUCCUGGGGAACUUGUCCUGCUUGGAGACCUGCUACACCUGCACCAUCCUGCCCAGGCUGUUGGCCAGUCUCCUGACAGGGGACAGAACCAUUUCUGUGCAGGGCUGCCUUACACAGUAUUAUUUGUUUGGUUUAUUUGGAGCCACAGAAUGUUAUCUCUUAGCUGCAAUGUCUUAUGAUCGGUAUUUAGCAAUAUGCAAACCACUGUACUAUGGAGCCCGUAUGAAUGGCAGAUUCUGUGUCCUGCUGGCAGCUGGGUCUUGGAUAAAUGGGUUUUUGCCUAUUACUAUAACAACAUCUUUGAUGUCACAACUGCCUUUCUGUGGUCCCGGCAAGAUUGAUCACUUCUUUUGUGACUUCACCCCAGUGAUAGACCUCUCCUGUAGCGACACCCGCCUGAUAGAACUUUUGGGUGUUGUCCUGUCGGGUGUAUGUUCACUGCCCCCAUCUCUACUAACUGUAACAUCUUAUAUUUGUAUCAUCACCUCCAUCCUGAGAAUCCCGUCCACCACCGGGCGGCAAAAGGCCUUUUCCACCUGCUCCUCUCACCUCAUUGUGGUUACAACUUUCUAUGGGACCCUGAUUAUUGUUUAUCUCCUCCCCAAAACUAAGAUACUGCGAGACCUGAACAAAGUGUUCUCCGUCUUCUACACCAUCCUGACACCCCUGGUCAAUCCACUCAUCUACAGCCUGAGGAACAAAGAGGUAAAAAAGGCCCUAAAAAAAGCAGUCAGUAAAUUUACGGUUUUCGCAAGAAUUUAG
Molecule: messenger RNA, 1005 nt
Organism: Mauremys reevesii (Reeves's turtle)
Lineage: Eukaryota; Metazoa; Chordata; Testudines; Geoemydidae
Product: olfactory receptor 11A1-like
Exons: 2
Coding region: 55-1005 (316 amino acids)
Biological process (GO): G protein-coupled receptor signaling pathway
Cellular component (GO): membrane
Molecular function (GO): olfactory receptor activity; G protein-coupled receptor activity
Source: RefSeq, a predicted model, not a curated record